Messenger RNA from Lecanosticta acicola, 1896 nucleotides. Lineage: Eukaryota; Fungi; Ascomycota; Dothideomycetes; Mycosphaerellales; Mycosphaerellaceae. The record is from the annotation of a GenBank genome assembly.
AUGAAGCGCAAAGCCGAUGAUGUGGAAAGCUCAUCUAUUGAAAAUGCCAAAAAACGGGCCACCGAUCCCAGCGACAUCUACAACAAUUUUCGCCAAGGCCUCUUCGACUCCAGCAUUGUGAAAGGCUACGCAGAGGAAUACGCAGCGUCUCGCCCGUACAAACAUGCUGUAGUUUCUGGCUUGAUCGCCGAUGAUCUGUUAAGAUCUGUCAGAAGCGAGAUUGUCGACAACAUACACUUCACGCCCAAGGAGACAGACAUCUACAAGAUACACCAAUCUGGAGAUCUUGCCAAUCUGGAUGGCCUUCCAGCUUCAGCGUUGGAGAAAUUUCCCUCGCUAUUGAAGCUUCGCGACUCUCUGUACAGUUAUGAGUUCAGGCAAUGGGUAUCUUCGGUCUCAGGCUCCGGUCCGCUCUCUGGCACAAAGACUGAUAUGGCCGUCAAUGUCUACGUGCCAGGCUGCCAUCUGCUCUGCCAUGACGACGUAAUUGGCAGUAGACGAGUGAGUUAUAUACUGUACUUAACAAAUCCGGACAACUCGUGGAAAGCAGAAUGGGGAGGCGCGCUUCGAUUGUAUCCUACAGAUGAACUCAAAGGAGAGGAUGGUAAAGCCAUCAAAUUGCCUGAGUCACAGUGGAGCAAAGUCAUUCCACCAGCCUGGAAUCAGCUGUCUUUCUUCACCGUGCAGCCCGGAGAAAGCUUUCACGACGUCGAAGAGGUCUAUCAUCGCAGCCAAGGAAUAGAUGAAGAUGACGGUGGUCGGUUCCGCAUGGCGAUUAGCGGUUGGUUUCACAUUCCCCAGGAGGGUGAAGAAGGGUACGAGCCUGGCUUAGAAGAAAGACUGGCUCAAAAGAGCUCUCUGCAGCAACUCCAGGGCAAGGCGGAUGAAUUCGACGAGCCUCAGCACCAAUGGAUAUCACCCCCCGAGCCCGAUAAUGCAAAGGAUGACGGCGUCACUGAUGAGCUCACCGAAGACGACUUGAACUUUCUGAUCAAGUUCAUGACCCCGAACUAUCUCACCCCGGACACUGUCGAGGAGCUGAACGAGCUUUUCGCUGAAGAGUCGGUUCUCCAACUUACAAAUUUCCUAAGUGAGAAGUUCUCAACCUCGCUGCGAACAGCUUUCGAAACAGGCUCCGCGGAUGAUCUCCAAUUUGCCACCUCAAGGCCGCCUCAUAAGCAUCGAUACCAGUAUCUGCGCUUUACCAAGGUCGAAGCUGAGGACUCUCCCAUCCGCCAAGUUCUGGACGACCUUCUUCCCAGCAACGCGUUUCGGAAAUGGCUUUCUCUUGUCACCGGCCUGACUCUCAAACGCUGCUCCGUUCUGAUGCGAAAAUUUCGGAGAGGCCUGGACUACCAACUUGCCCAAGGCUACGAAGGCGAAGAUCCUCAACUUGAAUACACACUUUGUGUCACAACAACUAACGGCUGGAGUGCUGAAGACGCUCCCGUUGAAGCUGAGAACGGCGAAUCUGCCACUGGCAAAUCCAAAGCUGCAGAGCCAAGAGCAGCGGAAGACAACCUAGGCGGGUAUGAAUUGUACAUGGCUGGCGACGAUCCGGAUGACGACGAGGAAGGCUCCGAUGAUGGCGUCGAGAUCCCUGCAAGUAUUGCAUCGAACACCGGAGCAGGGCAGCGCAGAUCUGCCAAGAAGAGCAAGAAGGCUGAUCCGGCGGUGUAUCAAGCCGCAGCAGAUGACGAUGAAGAUGAUGGAAUUCUAUUCAGUAACCCAGCUGCUUGGAACACUAUGAGUAUUGUCCUACGCGAUAAGGGGACGAUGAAGUUUGUCAAGUACGUCUCGCAGGCGGCGCCAGGUGAUCGGUACGACUAUACUGGCUGUGUUGAAGUGGAGGCGGAGGACGACGAGGGAGAAGAGGCAGCGGCAGGAGCGAGCUAA